Molecule: messenger RNA, 1425 nt
Organism: Syzygium oleosum
Lineage: Eukaryota; Viridiplantae; Streptophyta; Magnoliopsida; Myrtales; Myrtaceae
Exons: 1
Coding region: 80-1255 (391 amino acids)
Source: RefSeq, a predicted model, not a curated record
CCAUUCCCAACGAAACUACAAAACACCUCCCUCCCCCCCCCUCUCUCUCUCUCUCUCUCUCUCUCUGCGAGAACGAAUUAUGGAAAUGGAGAGCCCAACCAUAUCCGCGCAAGAGCACCACCACCACCACCCACAGCCGCCGCAGGCUCUCUCCCCCUGCGGCAGCGGGCGGCGGAGCAGCAGCGCCUCCAACUCGCCGGAGUUCGAGUUCUGGAUGGUCCGUAACCCCAUCUUCCCCCAGCCCGAGCUCCUCUCCGCCGACGAGCUCUUCGUCGACGGCGUCCUCCUCCCCCUCCACCUCCUCCACCUCCACCAGCCCGACCCCCCCGACCCCGUCCCCGUCCCCGUCCCCGUCCCCGAGCCCGAGCCCGAAGCCGGCCCCGAGGGACCGGAACCUCCCCCCGCUCCCGAGGCGGACCUCCCCGACCCGGAUCCGGAGCCCGGGCCCCGGCUGACCCCGGCGUCGUCGGCCACCACCGCUUCGAAGCGGUGGAGGGACAUCUUCAAGAAGAGCGAGAAGAAGUCCGUCAACAACCCAGACGAGAAGCCGCCGCCGUCGCCGUCGCCGUCGCCGGCGGAUAAGGACAAGGACAGGAAGAAGGAGAAGAAGAGCCACGGCCGGGCCGGUUCCGGCUCGGGCCCCACUGAGCUGAACAUCAACUUGUGGCCCUUCUCGCGGAGCAGAUCCGCCGGGAACGGCGGCGCCAGGCCCAGAUUGGCCGCGUUCGGUGGCCCGAGCGCCCGGAAGGUGAGCAGCGCGCCGUGCUCGCGGAGCAACUCGGCGGGGGACUCCAAGUCCAGGAAGUGGCCGAGCAGCCCGGGCCGGGUCGGGGUGCAUUUGGGCCGGAACAGCCCGGUCUGGCAGGUGCGCCGUGGGGCCCCGCCGGCCAAGGUCCCCGUCCCCGCUGUCGCCGCCGAGCCUGCGUCCCGGAGCGUCGACAAGGCCGUCCCGGAAUCCGAAGCCGCGGCCGAGGCCCGCCGGAGCAAGGCGGCGAGAGGCGGGGCCGGCGCCGGAGCGAACAAGGCCAGGGUGUUGAAUUUGAACGUGCCGAUGUGUAUCGGGUACAGGCACCAUCUGAGCUGCAGGAACGACGACAACAGCGCAAUCCGGGUGGCCGUGGCCGACUGCGGCGACACCAACAGCAGCGGCGGCGAUGGCGGCGGCGGCGGCGGCGGCGGAGGAGGCGGCAAUACCGGCGGGAGUAGUAAUUAUAUUUUCAACCUCCGGAGCCUUUUUACCAAGAAGGUGCACUAAUUAACAGCAUAUUUUCUAGACCGAGCUUUAAUUUUUUUUUUCUCCUUUUUCGUGAUUUUUUGCGUCUAUUAUUUAAUAUUUUUGUAUAAAGAGCGAAAUCUAGUUCCAUAUUGUUUAAAUUUGGUGUAUAAUUUAGCCAUGAAGAAAGCUUGCUGCCUUUUGCUUGUGUC